Aureobasidium uvarum is the source of this 1071-nucleotide messenger RNA. NCBI's taxonomy places the organism in Eukaryota, Fungi, Ascomycota, Dothideomycetes, Dothideales, Saccotheciaceae. The record is from the annotation of a GenBank genome assembly.
AUGGUUCGAAAGCUCAAUAUCGCAUGUGCAGAAAAGGCACACAUCCCUGCGAUCGCUGCGCACAAGCUCAUCGGUCCCUUAGAGACUCCGCGAGCAGAGCUGGUCGCUGCCUUUUGCCCUGCUGAGGCUGAAUCCGAAGUCGCAUGGUACACCCAACAUCUUGCGCCAUUCGGAGUAAAACUGUACAACGAUUAUGAUGAGAUGCUCAAGCAUCCAAAACUCCAGGCUGUCGUGGUAGCAACUGUGACGACUGUUCAUGCAGAGCAAGCCAUCAAGGCGAUCGAGGCGGACAAGCACGUGCUGUGCGAGAAGCCUUUGAGCACGAGCGUAGACAUUUCGGUGGUAGACGCCGCGAACAAAAGGCCCCACCUCAAAGUCAUGUGUGGAUUUUCCCGGCGAUUCGAUGCCUCCUACCGCGAUGCAUGGAACAGGAUGGACAAUGGAUUCAUAGGGCGAGCCUCUGUUCUCCGAUCCCAAACCUGUGACAAGCUCGAUCCUUCGGGAUUCUUUGUCGAGUACGCACAAUUCUCUGGCGGCAUCUUUGUCGACUGCAACAUCCACGAUAUCGAUCUCGCUCUAUGGUACUUUGGCCAAGAUAGUAUCGUCAAGAGCACUUAUGCAGUAGGGAUCACUGCCGUCCAGCCCGAGCUGCGCAAGUACAAAGACGUGGACAACGGUGUUGGUGUUGUCGAGUUCUGGGGAGGCCAAAUCGCAUACUUUUACAGCAGUAGGAUCAUGGCCGCUGGUCAGCAUGAUAUGACCGAGAUCAUUGGUACAGAGGGAAAGCUCACGGUCAAUGCCAAUCCAUUGGGAACUUUGGUCGAGAUCUCGGAGCCGACUGGUGUCAGAAGGGAGAUUCCGCCGCACUACUAUGGUCGUUUUGCCGAAGCUUUCGUCACGGAGGCCAAUGAGUUCACCGCCGCUUGCUUGGACAAUAGCAAGCUGCCGUUUAAGCUUAGCGGAGCUGUUCAGGCGGUGAAAAUUGGCUGUGCUCUGCAAGAAAGUCUGAACAGUGGCAAGAAGAUUGAGUUCGACGAGACUGGAAGACGUAUUGAGAAGGCUGCGCUAUAA